This is a messenger RNA of Python bivittatus (Burmese python), 2741 nucleotides long. Lineage: Eukaryota; Metazoa; Chordata; Lepidosauria; Squamata; Pythonidae. The record is from RefSeq and is a predicted model, not a curated record.
UCUUCUCUGCCUGGGUUUUUUGAUGAUAUUGGUUAUCUGGACUUGCUACCAUGUCGUCCUUUUGAUACUGUUUUCAUCUUCUACAUGAAGGCAGGCCAAAAAACAAGCCAAGAAAUUUUGAAGAAUGUAGAGUCUUCCAGAAAUGUUCAGCCACACUUCUUAGAGUUCUUGCUAUCUCUUGGAUGGUCUGUUGAUGUGGGCAAGCACCCUGGAUGGACAGGGCAUGUUUCAACUAGCUGGUCCAUCAACAGCGUCUGCGAUGAGGAGGGGUCAGAGCAAGAUGAAGUAAUCUGUUCAGAAGACAUGGGAGCCAGUAUUUUCAAUGGGCAAAGGAAGGCAUUGUAUUAUGCAGAUGCUCUUACAGAAAUCGCUUUCGUUGUUCCUUCGCCUGUGGAGUCCUUAAAUUCAUUAGAAAGCAAUGUCUCAGACCAAGAAAGUGAUUCUAACAUGGAUCUCCUACCUGGGAUACUAAAGCAGCAAGCACUGACACUUGAGCUCUUUCCCAAUCAUACAGACAAUCUCAGUACUUCACAGAGGCUCAGUCCAACUUCCAGAUCAAAGAAGUUGCCACAAGGUCGGGCUAUUCCCCCAAUGGGACCUGAAACCAAGGUGUAUGUGGUUUGGGUUGAACGCUAUGAUGACAUAGAGAAUUUCCCCCUCUCUGACUUGGUUUCAGAGACUAGCACUGGAGUAGAAACUACAACAAAUAGCAGCACUUCACUGAGAUCUGCUACUCCUGAAAAAGAAGUGCCAGUGAUUUUCAUCCAUCCCCUCAAUACUGGAUUAUUCAGGGUAAAAGUACAAGGAGCUACUGGAAAAUUCAAUAUGGUUAUCCCUCUAGUGGAUGGCAUGAUAGCUAGCAGGAGAGCUCUAGGGUUCUUAGUGAGACAGACAGUAAUAAAUAUUUGUCGAAGAAAAAGGUUGGAAAGUGACUCAUACAAUCCCCCUCAUGUCCGUCGAAAACAGAAAAUAGCUGACAUUGUCAAUAAAUACAGAAACAAACAGCUGGAACCAGAGUUUUAUACCUCUCUUUUUCAAGAGGUUGGACUUAAAAACUGUAAUCCUUAGACCAGGACCCUCUUUGAACAAUUAAAUUGCAGCUUGGUGUCUGCAACAAUGAAAUAAAAUCUUCCCACUCAUGGACCUCUUGUGUAAACAAACCACAUUCUGAGCAUGACUUCUGCUUCUACUGCAAGAAAAUAGAGGACUUGCUUUUGGCUCCAGUCCUGCAAUCCUGAGCACAUCAUCACACCUUCAGAUGCUACAGAGAGACAAGCUUUGAUAAUGAAUAAUUAUUUAUUAAUAGACAAUAUAAUGGAUGUAUAGCAAAUAGAAGAUUAACUACACUUCUCAUGAUUUCCUAUGUUUGGAAAAAAAAAAAAAAAGCCAGAUUCUGAGCAUAGAGUUAACACCUAAAGUUUCAUAUUUGGUUUCUCUAGCAGAUUAGACUCAAGGGCAAAUUAUUUUAGAUAAAUUAUUUGUGUGUCUGCCUGCUUGGUUUGCGUUCCCAUUUACAAGCAGGUUGGAUAUAUGAUUUUAUUUAACAUCUAACCAGAAAAUUCUAUUUGGAUCUUGUCCUCUACUUUCAAAGCCAUGGACUGGUUGCUAAAUGUUUUAUCUUUGUAAGUUGUUAUUGUCUUUGUCUUCUGCUGGUCUGUCCAGAAUAAAAAUCUUGAGCUAUUGGCUUGAGAGAGAAGCAAAAAUACCUUCUUUGGAAUACAAAUGGUUCAUCCUUGUCCAGUGGUUAGUUUUGAAAUAUGCCUGUGUUGAUGACAUCUGAGCUGUCCACCACAAUUUUCUGAAAGAUAAGCAAAACCCUUGUUAUGGAAUUUGGUACAGUUGGAUGUGUGUUGUAUGUGUAAACACACCUAUAUACUCAAUACAUGAAAAUUAGCUACUACUUGAAACCUAAAUUAAAGAUUUCAGAAUCACAGUCACACUUUCAGUCAUUUCAGCUGAAUGCCGGACUUGGCAGGCAUUCACUAUCUAGUGUCAAGGGAAAUAAAGAACACACAAGUUUAAUAUGAGGUCAUAAAAUUGUUGUUAAAAUACAUAUGUGGGCUAAAUACAUAUUUCAGAAGAGUUGCAACUCUCUAAAAAAAUUGGGGGGGGGGGCCUUGUAGGUAUAGCAUACUAGAAUGUAAUACUGGAAGGGAUGAUUCUGCCAAAAACUGAGCACUCUUGCCAACGUACUCCCCCACCCCUGGCCUAAUAACAUCAUAACACCAAUUUGUACAAAAUACAUGUUGCAUGAUGGUUGAAAGAUGGUCUUCCUUCAUUUGUAUUGACUGCUGUGUUCUGUACUACUAGAAGUUAACAGGAUCUACAGUUUUUGGUAGAUGCCAGGCAUGAGACUCUUGUAAUGUCUACAAGCCUUGAAAAUCUUUGUAUAGCUCUGAAGAUUAUAUAGUUAAUGGCUGAGGUAGACAUAGGGCAGGAUAGAAAUGCUUUUAGAGAACUUUUGUUAACACAUCUAAACAUUAACCCACACACGUUGUAAAUGGAAAUAAUUUCUUCCCAGAGAGUAUCCAGAACAUUUCAGAGACAAAUCUUUUUGGGGAGCAUGGGUAAACAAUCAAAAAGAUCCUAUGAGCCUGGAUUUGAAAAUAGUUCCUAUUGAUUCAGUGGAAUGUAGUUCUUAAUAAAUAUAUCAGGAGAUAUUUAGGCCAGCAAGAAUUCACUUCCUGAUUUUCCAACACAAUUUGGUGCUUUGUUCUUUUUGUUUUGUUUCCUUUUUUUUU